Puccinia triticina is the source of this 1125-nucleotide messenger RNA. RefSeq lists its product as uncharacterized. The transcript is spliced from 6 exons. Bases 1 to 1125 code for a protein of 374 amino acids. The record is from RefSeq and is a predicted model, not a curated record. NCBI's taxonomy places the organism in Eukaryota, Fungi, Basidiomycota, Pucciniomycetes, Pucciniales, Pucciniaceae.
AUGGCCUUGGUCGUCCUGUCCGGUUUCCCAUGCUCUGGCAAAACCACUCGAGCAGACCAAAUCAAGCAAAUGCUAGAAUCUAAGAUUGCCCAAGCAUCCGACCCUCCAUCCGCAAAGACUGUGAUCCUGAUCAAUGACGAGCUGCUCGGAGUGUCUCGGGCUGCGUACGAUGAAAGUAAGACGGAGAAGGUGGCCCGGGCCAGUCUCCUAUCUUCCACCAUUCGGAAACUGAGCAAAGAUCAUAUCGUGAUCUGCGAUGGGAUGAACUACAUCAAGGGCUUUCGAUACCAACUGUACUGCGCUGCCCGGGAAGCAGGGGUUCGAACAUGCACCAUUCACAUAGCCAAUAUACCUGCCAACUGUCUCGCCUACAAUACCAAGCUCGCUCCCGAGUCCCGCUACAAGGAAGAAACCAUCCAAAACCUCUUCACUCGUUACGAAGAGCCCAACUCCAGCGUCCGGUGGGACUCUCCCUUGAUCGUAUUCCCUUGGUGCGACUCGUUGGUGUCGACGCAACAUGACGGUGGAACUGGUGACCAAGGCAUGCGAGGCCUGGCCCACAAACUGCAAGGUCUUCGCGUCCUGGGCAACGAUGGAGAAGAACAAGAUACAAGGCCCGACCCCGUCCAGCAAGCACGUAGUCCAGAACGGCCCGAUCUAUCAGCAGCCGUACACGCUGAGCGGAUCGACUCGAGCCAAGCUGCAAAAGGAGAUCAUUCUUGGUCGAGGAUUGCGGAUGACAUAUGGACCGCGAUCACCAAAGGUGAUCUGAAACCUGUCCAUGCUGCGGUUAAAACGGCUACGCCAACCUCGACCAAUUUCCUUCAUAUCCUAGAGAUUACGACCACUGCGGUCCUCACCAGCCUACUAUCAGCCUUGAAUGAUUCACAGACGCGAUGCGGGGCAGUCUCGUUCCCCUGUGUGCUCCCAAACACGGGGAAAGCCUGCGUAUUCGCGAUCAACAUCCCCAUGGGAAAGACCAUCAAUGUCGGAGUCUUGCAGCGUCUCAAGCGCCAGUAUACGACCAUGCACAAGCAGGCUAAUGCUGCUGGACGGGGCUCCUCCGUGACCCACGAGGACGAGAUUGCCGAGAGCUUUGUCAAAUACGUUCAGGGCGCAAUCUGA